Messenger RNA from Anolis carolinensis (green anole), 7722 nucleotides. Its product is annotated as zinc finger protein 665-like. Bases 1783 to 4185 code for a protein of 800 amino acids. NCBI's taxonomy places the organism in Eukaryota, Metazoa, Chordata, Lepidosauria, Squamata, Anolidae. Gene Ontology annotation, molecular function: RNA polymerase II cis-regulatory region sequence-specific DNA binding; DNA-binding transcription factor activity, RNA polymerase II-specific. The record is from RefSeq and is a predicted model, not a curated record. Gene Ontology annotation, biological process: regulation of transcription by RNA polymerase II. The transcript has 2 exons. Gene Ontology annotation, cellular component: transcription regulator complex; chromatin; nucleus.
UCCCCUCACCACCCGCUGUCCCUGAUUCUGGAGGAAGGAGGACACCCAUUUAAGGGGUAUCCCCCUAACCCCCGUCAUGGCUAGGCAGUGGGUCAAUAGAUUGUGAUCGACCGUAUCAAAUGCUGCUGUGAGAUCCAAUAACACAAGCAGCGCUGAUCCGCCUUGAUCCCUUUGGCAGCGAAGCUGAUCUGUGAUGGCAACUAGCACAGUCUCCGUCCCGUGCCCCCUACGGAAGCCGGACUGGAAGGGAUCAAGUCCAGCUGUGCGAUGGAGGAACUGCUGCAACUGUUCCGCUGCUGCCCUCUCAACCACCUUGCCCAGAAACGGAAGAUUCGAGACUGGGCGGUAGCUAGCGGGAACCGAACGAUCCCAGUCUGGUUUCUUCAGCAGCGGAGAUACCAUCGCCUCUUUUAAACCCUCUGGAAAAACUCCUUGCUCAAGGGAGCUAUUUAUUAUAUUCAACAGAGGUUCACGUAAUCCCUCCAGGCAAGAUCUUACUAGCCAGGAGGGACACGGAUCGAGGGAGCAGGUGGUCGGCCUAGUUGCAGUCAUCUGGUGGCACAAGCUAUACCUGGUACUACCCAGAUGACGGUCAGAAGCAUCAUCUUUAGCACAUAAUUUUAGUUCGAGCCACAACAUUGUCUCCUGUGCAAAAGCAAACUUUUGCCUUUAUUUUUCCUUCAUUUACAAUGUAAUGUCUUCCUGUCCUUGUUGCCUUUCUAUGAAUCCGCUGCAGUUUGCCAAUGUCCUUUCUAAAAUGGACUGAACUGAGCAGAACUGGGCAGGAAUCAUGUCUCCCACCCAAGGGUGCUGUUGGAGUGCAGAAGGAUCUGGAGGGCAGCAGGAUUCCCACUCACCCUGGGGGUCUAUCCAUCUGUCUCCUCUAUACCGCCUUCUCUCAUGUACUGCUGCUAGUCUGAGUGCCUUGGCUCUGGCUGAAGUUACAUACCUUUGUGGUAUAGGUUUUGUAAGAAUGCAGUAUGUCAAGGAACUUUGUGGCCUAAUGUGCUCUCAGUGUCUCCAGGCGCCUUGCUUUAGAAACGUGGGGCAGGGAUCACGCUGCAGGGAAAGAGAGGAUCAGGAAAAUAUCUCUCCCCCAAGUUGGAGGAAGUAUUUUUCUCCCAAGACUGAUCACUUGGGAUAGUCUGUCCAUACAGAUGGCCACUCAGGUUUUGAGUGGAGAUGUGAAGAAGCGGGAUCUAGGUAGGAAAUGCUUUGCAACCUUAGCCCCUUUCUGUGUUGACCACAUUAUUAGAGGCCUUCCUUUACCAAGGUUGGAUUAGACACAGGAUCUUAGGCCGCUAUCCCCUUUGCAGGGAUUGUUCUUUGUUGGGCAAGUGUUAAAGUGCUUCUCAGGAGGCAACGGGCUCUUACCAGUUGGGCCAGUCUUUCUCCCCUCUUCCCCUGUGAUUGCUACAGCACUAGGCUAUUGUUCUUCAUGUUCAAUGAGAUCUUUCUGUACUCUGCUCCUGAUAAGAUUUUCUUCUCAUUCGUCUCCCAGGUAACCUCUAAAUGAACCUUAUGAAGAAAACAUUGCCCUUUGUCUUACGUCUGAAAUGAAAGUACGCAGGAUUAACAAGAACAAGAAAUAAAUUGGAGAAAUUAUUUUUCAAGCUACAUACCUUUGAAUGUAAGGAAAGGGAGGAUUGUGCUGUAAAAAGAGGGGUUGGUAAAGAGAAAAUAAGGCUACAGCAAUACAGAGACUGGGAAGAGGAAAUGUCCUAUUCAGGAAUCCAUAUCUGUGAACUUCAGGCAUAAUAUUAGAAUAAUAAAUGUUAAAAAAUGGAAAAUUCAUUGUCAAAAUCACACACAGGGGAGAAACGACAUAAUUGUAAGGACUGUGGGAAAUGUUUCAUUGAGAGAAGUUCUCUUGCUAAACAUCAACGAACUCACACAGGAGAGAAGCCAUAUAAAUGUGUGGAAUGUGGAAAGAGCUUCAGUCAGAGUGGACAUCUACACACCCAUCAGAGGACCCACACAAGGGAGAAGCCACAUACAUGCAUGGAAUGUGGAAAGAGCUUCAGUAAGAGUGGAAAUCUACGCACCCAUCAAAGGACUCACACAGGGGAGAAGCCAUAUAAAUGCAUGGAAUGUGGAAAGAGCUUCAGUCGGAGUGACUAUCUACGUUCCCAUCAAAGGAUUCACACAGGAGAGAAGCCACAUACAUGCAGGGAAUGUGGAAAGAGAUUCAGUGAGAGUGGACAUCUGCGUAUCCAUCAAAGGACUCACACAGGGGAGAAGCCACAUACAUGCAUGGAAUGUGGAAAGAGCUUCAGUGAGAGUGGAAAUCUACGCACCCAUCAAAGGAUACACACAGGAGAGAAGCCACAUAAAUGCAUGGAAUGUGGAAAGAGCUUCAGUCAGAGUGGAGAUCUACGCACCCAUCAAAGGAUCCACACAGGGGAGAAGCCACAUAAAUGCGUGGAAUGUGGAAAGAGCUUCAUUCAGAGUGGAGAUCUACGCACCCAUCAAAGGAUCCACACAGGGGAGAAGCCACAUAAAUGCGUGGAAUGUGGAAAGAGCUUCAGUCGGAGUGACUAUCUACGUUCCCAUCAAAGGAUUCACACAGGAGAGAAGCCACAUACAUGCAGGGAAUGUGGAAAGAGAUUCAGUGAGAGUGGACAUCUGCGUAUCCAUCAAAGGACUCACACAGGGGAGAAGCCACAUACAUGCAUGGAAUGUGGAAAGAGAUUCAGUAAGAGUGGACAUCUGCGUAUCCAUCAAAGGAUACACACAGGAGAGAAGCCACAUAAAUGCAUGGAAUGUGGAAAGAGCUUCUGUCAGAGUGGAGAUCUACGCACCCAUCAAAGGAUCCACACAGGGGAGAAGCCACAUAAAUGCGUGGAAUGUGGAAAGAGCUUCAUUCAGAGUGGAGAUCUACGCACCCAUCAAAGGAUCCACACAGGGGAGAAGCCACAUAAAUGCGUGGAAUGUGGAAAGAGCUUCAUUCAGAGUGGAGAUCUACGCACCCAUCAAAGGACUCACACAGGGGAGAAGCCACAUAAAUGCAUGGAAUGUGGAAACAGCUUCAGUCAGAGUGGACAUCUGCGUAUCCAUCAAAAGACUCACACAAGGGAGAAGCCACAUAAAUGCAUGGAAUGUGGAAAGAACUAUAGUAACAGUUCGAAUCUUCAUACCCAUCAAAAGAUUCACACAGGAGAGAAGCCACAUAAUUGUAAGGACUGUGGGAAAUGUUUCAUUGAGAGAAGUUCUCUUGCUAAACAUCAACGAACUCACACAGGAGAGAAGCCAUAUAAAUGUGUGGAAUGUGGAAAGAGCUUCAGUCAGAGUGGAAAUCUACACACCCAUCAAAGGACUCACACAGGGGAGAAGCCACAUACAUGCAUGGAAUGUGGAAAGAGCUUCAGUCAGAGUGGACAUCUGCGUAUCCAUCAAAGGAUGCACACAGGAGAGAAGCCACAUAAAUGCAUGGAAUGUGGAAAGAGCUUCAGUCAGAGUGGAAAUCUACACACCCAUCAGAGGACCCACACAAGGGAGAAGCCACAUACAUGCAUGGAAUGUGGAAAGAGCUUCAGUAAGAGUGGACAUCUGCGUAUCCAUCAAAGGAUGCACAUAGGAGAGAAGCCACAUAAAUGCAUGGAAUGUGGAAAGAGCUUCAGUCGGAGUGACAGUCUACGUUCCCAUCAAAGGAUCCACACAGGGGAGAAGCCACAUACAUGCAUGGAAUGUGGAAAGAGCUUCAGUUGGAGUGGAGAUCUACGCACCCAUCAAAGGAUCCACACAGGGGAGAAGCCACAUACAUGCAUGGAAUGUGGAAAGAGCUUCAGUCGGAGUGGAGAUCUACGCACCCAUCAAAGGAUCCACACAGGAGAGAAGCCACAUAAAUGCAUGGAAUGUGGAAAGAGCUUCAGUCAGAGUGGAGAUCUACGCACCCAUCAAAGGAUCCACACAGGGGAGAAGCCACAUAAAUGCAUGGAAUGUGGAAAGAGAUUCAGUAAGAGUGGAAAUCUACGCAUCCAUCAAAGGACUCACACAGGGGAGAUGCCACAUAAAUGCAUGGAAUGUGGAAAGAGCUUCAGUCAAAGUGGAAAUCUACGCACCCAUCAUAGGAUGCACACAGGAGAGAAGCCACAUACAUGCAUGGAAUGUGGAAAGAACUUCAGUAACAGUUCGAAUCUUCGUACCCAUCAAAAGAUUCACACAGGAGAGAAGCCACAUAAAUAGGACAAGUGCAAAGAAGCAGAAUGGUUGUCCAAAGAACUUCUAACGACUAUGACUCAAAAGAGACAUGAACAGGAAGUGGAAGGGGAAGAAAUCAUAUAACCAUAGAGUUGGAAGAGACCUCAUGGGCCAUCUAGUCCAACCCCCUGCCAAGAAGCAGGAAAUUGCAUUCAAAGCACCCCGGACAGAUGGCCAUCCAGCCUCUGCUUAAAAGCCUCCAAAGAAGGUUCCACAGCUGAACUGCUCUCACAAUGAGGAAGUUCUUCCUUAUGUUCAGGUGGAAUCCCCUUUCCUGUAGUUUGAAGCCAUUAUUCUGCAUCCUAGUUUGCAGAGCAGCAGAAAACAAGCUUGCUCCCUCCUCCUUAUGGGAUUUUGGCCUGCAUAAAUAGGGGCAGAGUGUCUAGAUCCAGGGAAGUCAUGCUCCCCCUCUAUUCUGCCUUGGUCAGACCACUUUACCUGGAAUCACACUGUGUCUAAUUCUGGGCACUGCAAUUGAAAGGAGACGUUGAAAAGCUGGAAGGUGUCCAGAGGAGGGCGACUAAAAUGAUCAAGGGUCUGGAGAACAAGCCCCAUGGGGAGCGGCUUAAAGACCUGGGCAUGUUUAGCCUGCAGAAGAGAAGGCUGAGAGGAGACAUGAUAGCCAUGUACAAAUACGUGAAGUCAUAGGGAGGAGGGAGCAAGCUUGUUUUCUGCUGCCCUGGAGACUAGGACGCAAUGGAACAAUGGCUUCAAACUACAGGAAAGAAGAUUCCACCUUAACAUCAGAAAGAACUUCCUCACGGUGAGAAGGGCUGUUCGGCAGUGGAACUCUCUCUCUGCCCCGGACUGUGGUGGAGGCUCCUUCUUUGGAGGCUUUGAGGCAGAGGCUGGAUGACCAUCUGUCGGGGGUGCUUUGAAUGCGAUUUCCUGCUUCUUGGCAGGGGGUUGGACUGGAUGGCCCAUGAGGUCUCUUCCAACUCUGGGAUUCAAUGAUUCUAUGAUUUAAAGUGAGUAAAUCGAGAUAAAAAUCAGCAUAGAGCAAGAGUUUUGUAAAUUUGUUUUUCUCUUAGUUUUCUUAUUUUUAUGUAGGUUAUGUGUCCUUGAAUCGUUAAUGUUUCUUAUGUAGUCCUUUCUUUAAAAAUGCCAAAAUUGUAAUUUAUAUUAAGAAUUAUCAGAACAGCCUAUUAAGGGGACAAAAAUAAAGCCAGGAAAGCUCCAGGUCUGGAUGGAUUGGGAACAGAAUAUUACAAAAGUAUUAGAGAAAUACUGACUGCAACAAUAUUAGAAUUGUAUAUUGGAAUAAUGAUUGUGGAGAAAAUACCAGAAUCGUGGAGGAAGUCAUUCAUAAUAUUAAUAUGAAAAGAUUUAACAGACCCAAAGUCUUACAGGCCCACAUCAUUAGUUAAUCAGGAUGCAAAGUUUUUAUCAGUUAUAAUAGCCAAUAGAAUGAAUAAAUUCAUGUACAAGUAUAUAUGAAAAGAUCAAUCUGUAAAAGGAAGACAAAUGUCACGUUUGAUAGGAAGAGUAUUAAACAAAAUAUGUGUGUCUCAAGAGAGGAAGUUAAAAGUGGGGAUACUAGCAUUAGAUAUAUUUAAUGCUUUGAUUGUGUAGCAUGGCAGAUAAUAAGUGAGAUUAUAAAUUAAUUUGGAAUGGGAAGUAGAAUAAAAGGAUGAUUAGAACCAUUUUAUUUGCUAUGGUGAUAGAAUUAUUUGCAAACGCCAUCCAAAAAGGUAAGAAUGUAGAAGGUGUAGGAAUAAAGGAAAAGCAGAAGGUGAGCUUAUUUGCUGAUGACACAUUGUUAUUGAUUAAAUAUCUGGGUAGGUCAAAUGGAUAGGAGAGAGGAUCAUUGAAAGAUAUUUGGGAAAACAACGGGGUUAUAUUAUACAAAGAAAGAAGAAAAAGACUUUAUAGAACAGAGCCAUACGGGAAUUAGAAUCAAGAACAAACUAAAAUACCUGGGAAUAAGUAUAACAAAGGACUUAAAAGAAAUAGAAGAGGUAAAUGUAGUAGCAUUGAGGAAAAUAGUUCGAAAAAAUUAAUACACAUCUAUCUUGGUUUGGAAAGACAGCAAUACUAAAAAUGAAAAUGCUUCUGAGGAUAAACUUUAUACUUACAUAUACCUUAUAUUUAUAAUGCAAUUUCAGAUUACAGAAGAAGAGUUGAAUACAUUAUUUCUUUGCAACAUUUCUACCCCACCUUUCUCCACCCCAAAGGAGACUCAUUUGGACAAAUGAUAAAUACUGUAAUGGCAGUCAAAGAAAUUGACUAAACAAGUUACAGAACAGAUCUCAAAAAGAAAGAUUAGCGCUUCCUCAUAGCAAAAAAUAUUAUAAAGCAAACAGACUGAGAUUGGUUAUACAAGGAAUGAUGAAAAGGAGGAUGUAGAAUAGUUAAUAAUGGAUUCAGGAAAAGUGGAAGAAGAAAUUCGGAAUAUGUUUUUAAAAUAGUUUAUGAGAAAAAAAAAUAAGGUAAACUGGGAACCCAAUGUUGAGUAAUGCAUUAGAAAUAUGGAACAAAUACAGGAGAAAGUUAAUAACAGAUGGCUCAAUAAUAACCCCAAUUAUAAUGGAAAAGACAUUUACAAAAAAUAAAAUGUAUAUAUGAUGGAUAAAAAAAUUAAGGGGAAAAACUUAGAUAAAAUAGGGGAUUGGCCAAAGGAUGGAAUGAAGAAAGAAAAGAUUAGGAACAUAAAAAUUUGAAAGGAAUAUCCAGUAAAAUUUCUAAAAUAUUAAUUGAAAAAAACAAAGGAAAAGUAAAGAAUAACACCUUCAAGAAGAUUUGGAAAGAAGAUAUAGGAAUGAAAAUCAAUGAAACAGAGGGGUUACAAUUAUGGGGACAAAGACACUUGAAAAAUAUAUCCAUAUGUGUUAAAGAAAAUUAUUAUUUAGUUGAUAUGGAAAUGGUACCUCACACCCAUAAGAAUAGGAAAUAUAAAUAAAAACUACUCAAACAAUUGCUGGAGAGGAUGCCAAGAAUCGGGAACAUACAUACAUAUGUGGUGGCUGUGUCAAUAUAUAAAUAAUUUCUGGGGAAAAGUAUUAAGAGAGAUAGACACAAUGAACAUUCAAAUAGAAAGAAGUCUUAGCAUGGCUUUAUUCUCAUUAUAUAAUAAUAAACAGUUGGAAAAAGAGGACAAAGAUGCGAUAACAAACGCAUUAACAAUUGCAAGACAGCUUAUAGCAAGGAAUUGGAAAAGGGAAAUAAAUAUAGAGAUAGAAGAAUGGUAUAAGGAAGUAUGGAAACUGGGAAGAAAUGAUAGGUUGACGUGGAGAGGGAUUUAGAAACAAAGUGGUUGUGAUGAUGUCUGGAGAAAAUGUAUUGGAAGAGGAUUCAAAAAGAAAGACAGAAUUACCUCCUCAAGAGGGAAUGAAAAGGAAUUUUGGACAGAUGAUAAAUAAAAAAAGUGACUUGGGGGAGGGUAAGAAAUCUGUAUAAGCGUGAAAAUAACAGUAGAUGCCAAAUGUUAAUGUAUUGUAGAUUGUACUGAAUAUUAUGUGGCUGCUGUAAAAGGAUGUACGAAUUUUUAAAAAUAAUAAUAAAUGUAUUUGUAAUUUGUAUAAA